Molecule: messenger RNA, 1238 nt
Organism: Pseudophryne corroboree (corroboree frog)
Lineage: Eukaryota; Metazoa; Chordata; Amphibia; Anura; Myobatrachidae
Product: ficolin-2-like
Exons: 7
Coding region: 28-918 (296 amino acids)
Biological process (GO): complement activation, lectin pathway
Molecular function (GO): antigen binding; carbohydrate derivative binding; signaling receptor binding
Source: RefSeq, a predicted model, not a curated record
AUUGCUUCAGAAAACCAGAGACCAGACAUGAACGAAGCAAUGUGGACAUCAGCACUUGUCAUACUCUGGAUGGUGACCAAGCCUGGUUACACUGACAAUGCAUGCCCAGAGGUGAAGAUUGUGGAGGUUGGAGGCUCUGAUAAGCUAACGAUCCUAAGAGGAUGUCCUGGAGGUCCAGGAACCAUUGGACAGAAAGGAGAACCUGGAAUACCUGGGGAGAAAGGAGAAAGAGGAGACAUUGGAUACUCUGAUUCUCCGUAUGCAGGCUUCACACCCGGCAGAAACUGCAUGGAGCUUAUGGAACAGGGAACGGUGCUGAGUGGAUGGUACACAAUAUACCCUGAUGGCUACCUGAAGGUGCUGUGCGACAUGUACACUGAUGGCGGAGGAUGGAUAGUGUUCCAGAGACGUUGGGACGGGUCAGUGGAUUUCAGGCAGAACUGGGAUUCCUACAAGAAAGGGUUUGGCAGCCAGCUGAGCGAAUUUUGGCUGGGGAAUGAAAAUCUCCAUAAAAUAACCUUGUCAGGAACAUGGGAGCUCCGCAUCGAUUUUAAAGAUUUUGAGAACAACAGUUAUUUUGCCAAAUACAAAUCAUUCAAAGUUUUGGGAGAAUCUGAAAAUUACAAGUUGCUUCUGGGGGCUUUCUCUGACGGCAGUGCAGGGGAUUCCUUGAGUUAUCAAAAUAACAUGGCGUUCACCACUAUGGACAGGGACAAUGAUCUCUAUGCAAGUAACUGUGCUGAUUUAUACAAGGGAGGCUGGUGGUACCACACUUGCCAUUAUGCAAACCUGAAUGGUCUGUAUCUGCCAGGACAACACGACACCUAUGGAAUCGGUAUUAAUUGGAAAACCGGCAAGGGCUAUCACUACUCCUACAAGCACAUCGAGAUGAAAAUCAGGCCUGUGUUACAAAAAUGAAAUGCAAAUUUUGAAUAGGCAUCUGCCUGGGGCCUCAAACUUUUGUGGGUUUCCUAACCAUUGUCAAAUAACUUUUAGCUUUUUCCAUGUCUUCAUAACUUGAACUGCCUUUUAUACCAAAUGUGUUGAUUUUAGUUUUCUUAUGCCAGCUUACCAGAAUUAGGUUGACCCUGGUGUAUUUUCUAUCCUUUCUGCAGUUUGAUUUUAUAUUAUUACUAUGAUGUAUGUAAUGCACCUGCUGUAGCAUUAUUUUCUUUAUAGCACAAUGUUAUUAAUUUUUUUCACUAAAGAAAAAUAUAAAUGUUAUUUACAGAAACCAA